AUGAAAUAUCAUCUUGCAAAAAUUCCCGGACAAAUCAAAGUAUGUAGCAAAGUAACUGAAGAAGUGGAACUUCAAUUCAAAAGGAUUCUGAUGGAAAACAAGAAAAAUAAGAUAGAGAAAAGAAAAUUUGAGGAGGAGGCUUAUGGUGGGGAAGCACAUGCACAAGAGGCUGAAUCGCCUAACCCUAUACAAGCUGCUGUUCCUACAACAACGAGAGACAAAGGAAAGAGAAGAGCUGUAGUAGCUACACAAAUUGGAAGUUACUUUAAAGAAAGAACUACUCUAGGAUCUCAACCGACUUUGAGAAGUGUUUUGGCUAGCAAAGAAAUUGUGCACAAGGCUAAGUUGGGACUUGCCAAAUGGAUUGUUGAUGCACGUAUUCCUUUCAAUGCAAUUCAAUCACCUUACUUUCAACCUGCAUUGGAUGGUGUGGCUGCAAUUGGACCUGGUUUUAAGGGACCGUCAUAUGAUGAAAUGAGAGUUCAUUUGCUGGAUGAUCUUAAGAGAGAGUGUCAGUUGCUGGUUGAAAAGUAUAGGAGCUCAUGGAAAAGCACGGGUUGUACACUGAUGGCAGAUGGGUGGACUGAUCAAAGGCAACGAACUUUAAUUAACUUUCUAGUUUAUUGUCCUGCUGGUAUGUCAUUUGUUAAGACUGUUGAUGCUUCUGAUGUGAUAAAAACUGCCAAUGCAUUGUUUAAUUUGUUUGCUGAUGUUAUUGAGUGGGUUGGGCCUAGUAACAUUGUGCAUGUGGUCACUGAUAAUGCUGCUAAUUAUGUAUCUGCUGGAAAACUUAUUCAUGAAAAAUACCCAAAUAUAUUUUGGUCUUCCUGUGCUGCCCAUUGUAUCAAUCUUAUAUUGAAAGAUAUUGCAAGUAUUCCUCAUAUAUCUGACCUUGCUUCCCGUGCUUCAAAAGUGACUGUGUUUGUCUACAAUCAUAUGAUCUUAUUGUCUUGGCUUAGAAAAAGAAAAAGUUGGACAGAAAUUGUUCGACCAGGAGUCACACGUUUUGCCACUGUUUUCAUUACUUUGAAAAGUAUAUAUGAUUACAAGGUAGAUUUGCAGACAUUGAUGGUAGACCAAUAUUUUACUUCUCAUAAGUUAUCCAAAAGUGCUAAUGGAAAGAUGGUUAGCUCAAUUGUCUUGGACAGUAAGUUUUGGCAAGACUGUCUUACCACUGUGAAAAUUGUUGGUCCUCUUAUUAAGUUGUUGAGGCUUGUUGAUGCUGAUGAAAAACCCUCUUUGGGAAUCGUGUAUGAAGGCAUGCAAAGAGAAAAAAAGGCUAUCAAGACCAUGUUCAGAAAUCGGAAAGCUGCUUAUACGCCAUACACAAGUAUCUUGAAAAUGAGGUGGGAUAAACAUUUGAAGCGUGAUCUCCAUGCGGCAACGUACUUUUUAAAUCCGGGCAUUUUCUACAGUGAGGGUUUUGUUGAGAAGGCAAAUGUUUUGAGAUCUUUACUUGAUUUGCUUGAUGUUGAAACACUUUGUGAUGACUCAGUUGCUGCAAUGCAAGAGAUACAGCUGUAUCGAGAUUGUAAAGAAAGUUUUGGGAGGGAAAGUGCUAAGAGAGCGGCAUCAAGACUCGAACCUGGUGAAUGGUGGAGGCUACACGGUGGGAGUGCUCCUAAUUUGCAAAAAAUGGCAGUUCGUCUUCUUCAUCAAACCUCUUCUUCAUCUGGAUAUGAGGAUGAUCCUGAAUUUACUAAUGGAGAUGUUGAAGGCAUUGAAAGUUUAAUAUACACUGAUAAUGCUAUGCCUUCGUAUCCUAAUGAUGGUGGAGACAUGGAAGUUGAAGUGGAUAUGCCUGAUGUUGUAAUUGAAUCCUCAAAUACUUCUUUUGAUGGUAUUUCUGAAAAUGCUGGCUUUGGAUUACCUAUUUAUGAUGGAGACAUCGGAACACUUAAUGAUGAUUAUGACUUCUGA
Molecule: messenger RNA, 1920 nt
Organism: Arachis stenosperma
Lineage: Eukaryota; Viridiplantae; Streptophyta; Magnoliopsida; Fabales; Fabaceae
Exons: 4
Coding region: 1-1920 (639 amino acids)
Molecular function (GO): protein dimerization activity
Source: RefSeq, a predicted model, not a curated record